Molecule: messenger RNA, 870 nt
Organism: Nestor notabilis (Kea)
Lineage: Eukaryota; Metazoa; Chordata; Aves; Psittaciformes; Psittacidae
Gene: SLC35D3
Product: solute carrier family 35, member D3
Exons: 1
Coding region: 1-870 (289 amino acids)
Cellular component (GO): Golgi apparatus
Molecular function (GO): antiporter activity
Source: RefSeq, a predicted model, not a curated record
AUGCAAAACCCAUGCUUGUUUCUUUCUGUCACUCUCCUGGCAGGAGCUGGUGACCUGACCGGGGAUGCUAUGGGCUAUGUGACAGGCGUGCUGGCCGUACUCAUACACGCUGCCUACCUGGUGCUCAUUCAGAAGACCAGUAUAGAUAGCGAAUAUGGACCCCUCACAGCUCAGUACGCCAUCGCUGUUUCAGCCACCCCUUUUCUCAUCAUUUGCUCCUUUGCCAGCAUGGAUUCCAUCAAUGUCUGGUCCUUCCCAGGGUGGAAGGACCCUGCCAUGGUAUGCAUCUUUAUCGCUUGCGUCCUGAUUAGCUGUGCCAUGAACUUUACCACCCUUCACUGCACUUACAUUAACUCAGCUGUGACCACCAGCUUUGUAGGGGUGGUGAAGAGCAUAGCAACCAUCACGGUGGGCAUGGUGGCGUUCAAUGAUGUGGAGCCCACAAAAUUAUUUAUAGCUGGUGUUGUGGUCAACACCUUGGGGUCUGUCAUUUACUGCGUGGCCAAGUACAUUGAGACCAGACGGCAGAGCAAUUAUGAGGACCUGGAGAAAGAAGCUAGAGAAGAGGAAGGGAAAAGCCAGGCAGGAGACCAAGCGCUGUUUGCGAUGGAGGCAAUUUCCCAUGAGAAGGGGGCUGAAGAAGCAGCAGUGGAAGGAUCAGCCAUAGGGGACAGCCAGAGUGGAGAGGAAGAGGACAGCACUGGGAAACCUGCCAAGGGACCAGUGAUCCAGGAAAAAGCCACUAGCACACAAGAAGUGAACAGGAGCUCACUGAAAGAUGCCUAUCUUGGAGUAUGGAGGUUGGUGAGGGGUGCUAAUUAUAUAAAGAAGGAUUAUUUGAUAGAAAAUGAAGAGCUACCAAACCCUUAA